Scaptodrosophila lebanonensis is the source of this 1830-nucleotide messenger RNA. Its product is annotated as protein disconnected. Bases 184 to 1830 code for a protein of 548 amino acids. NCBI's taxonomy places the organism in Eukaryota, Metazoa, Arthropoda, Insecta, Diptera, Drosophilidae. The record is from RefSeq and is a predicted model, not a curated record. The transcript has 4 exons. Gene Ontology annotation, cellular component: nucleus. Gene Ontology annotation, biological process: regulation of DNA-templated transcription.
UUUUACACAUUCGACUUUGUGACGUGUGCAAUUCCACAAUAAUAACAAUUUUACAACAAUUACAACAAGAGACAGCAGGCAGUUCUCAGUGCCGACCGAGUUCGAGUACGAAAACAUCAAUAAAUUUAUUCGAAAAUCCACCUAUCAAGCUCCAAACACCUAAAAUCAGCUCCGAACACCAGCAUGGAGCACAUUAUGAACUCGUUUAUACCGCCCGCUUAUUUGUUGGGCCACACGGCCGGCCAUUCUGUGGCCACCUCGCCAGCCACAUCGCCCGGCGGCGGCGUUGCCGUCGGCACCGGCAGCGGCGGCUCUUCAAAACCGAAGCGCUGGGGCUCCCCACCCAUCAACCUGGCUGGCCAGUUCAUCAAUCCAGCGACGGGCAAGAAGCGCGUUCAAUGCUCCAUCUGCUUCAAGACCUUCUGCGACAAGGGCGCCCUCAAGAUUCACUUCUCGGCCGUCCAUCUCCGUGAGAUGCACAAAUGCACGGUGGAGGGCUGCAACAUGGUCUUCAGUUCGAGACGCUCGCGUAAUCGUCACAGUGCCAAUCCGAAUCCCAAGCUGCAUUCGCCGCACAUACGCCGCAAGAUCUCGCCCCACGAUGGACGGACGGCCCAACAGUUUCCAGUGUUUCCGAUUCCGCCGGCGGCGGCGGCGGCUCGUCUGCCCGCCUUCCCUGGCCUCUUGCCUGCUCCUGGCUAUGUGCCCACACAUCCCUCAGCAGCAGCGGCCGCUGUAAUGUUUGGAGAGUUCGGAGGCCAGCCGGGAGCAGCGCUGCAUAGUCUGCUGGCAGGACGACAGGAGCAUCUCUUCACAACCCACCAUGGCGAUGCCGACGCCGAUGUUGAUGAUGAAGGCAUGUACAUGUACAUGGCCAAUACGUCCACAGGCAGCCCUGCCAGCGAGGAGGCGGAGGAUUAUUGUCGCGAGCUCGAAGAUGCCGAGGCGAAUACAACCAGAGAGGACAUUGACUGCAGUCGCUCCACAGAAGCCGGCCAACCGGCAGCCAGCAUGAAUAGCAGACAGCGACAGUGCGAUGUGGAAAGCCGUGGCGAGGAGGACGACUAUCAGGAGGAUGAGGACGACGACGAUGAACAGGGGAAUGACGCACAGAUGCGUUGCACCAGCAAUGAUGCGGAGCAACCGCUUGACUUUAGUCUCCACAAACGUCGUCUGGAGGACUCAGCGGACUCAUCUGUGAAAGCCCCCUGUUCGCCCAGCUCCCCGCCCACAUCCUCCCUACACAGCAGUGGCUUCUCAAUGGACAGCUUGCUGGGCAAGCGGAGGCGACACAACAGCAAUAGCGUCACCUCGUCGCAGGAUUCCCACGCCAUCAGCAUCAAGAUGGAGCUGGACAUUGAACAGGACAGCGUCGACUCAAAUUCUCACACCCAAGCCCAUGCCCAUGCCCAUGCCCACUCCAACGCCCAUGGUCACGCCCACAUCCAUGCUCCAGUCCACCCGCUGGCCCACAGUCCAGACGCGCGCUGCAUCGACCUGAGAAAACAUCUGCCCGUCACUUUGCCCGCAACCUCGCCACAAAGCCCGGAGAAUCUCAGCCAGCCACCACAAGCGCUACUUUUUGGCUCCGAGGAGCAACAACACCACCACUUCCGGCUCCUGCAAACGCAAAUGUUUGCGGCCGCGGCCGCAGCUGCCAAUCUGAGCGCAGCCCCGGGUGCUACCUUGCCGCCCAAGGAAUCGCCACCCAUGUGGAAUCUACUCUCCGAGGUCUAUCGCUCCAUGCUGCUCAGCAACAAUCUGAAAUCCCAGCAGCAAUAUAAUGAAGUUCCGCCCAGUAAUGCCGCCAAUGCGGCCAUCUCUGUCUAA